AUGGAGAUCGCGAGCACGGCAAUCAGCGUGAUUGGAUUGGCGUCUCUCUUCAGCACUUGCAUCGAAACACUUGACAUACUUUCAUCCGCAGCAAGAUAUGGCAUCAACCGAGAGAUCCUGCAAACAAGGAUAGAAGUCGAGCGACUCCGACUUAAAGUCUGGGGAGAGUCUGUCGGGCUCGCUGAGAUUAACCCCGAGAGCGAAGAGAGUGAGAUCACUGAAAAUGAUCUCGCCAUUUUGGACGAGUCCAUUCGGAGCAACACGUUGCGUCCAGCUGUGGCAGGUUUAUUGACUUGCUUUGCGCACUAUUUUGAGGACAUAGAAGAGCUACAGAAACGAUACGGCCUUGCUCCCCGACAGAGCCCCGCUCCGGGUAAGGCCCCAACAAGGGGAACGCUACUAUCCAAGUUCCAGAAAGCAUACUUGCGAUUCCAAGAGCGGACAUCGGAGGCCCAGAAAAAGACAUCACCAUUGAAGAAAGCUGUGUGGGCCGUGACAGAUGAACGCAAAUUCAGAGCUCUCCUUACCGAGAUCAAGGCCAUCAAUGAUUCUUUGGUAUCAUUGCUGCCGGCUAUUGGAGAAAAGGUAAGGGUUCGGAUGCGUUCCGAAAUCAUGAAGAACAAAGAUGUUGGCCAGCUCCAAAAUAUUGUAAACGCUGCGGAUGAUAUUACGGGCCUCAUUGCGGAGACAGCUAGCUUGAGAUUGGACAUACUGUCUGCAUCYGACCGACGCCAGACCAGGUCUCAGGCUCUAGAGCUUCCGCGGGCAAAGACCCUUACGCCGAAGGCAACUCCGGCGACUGCACCCCCACCCCCACCAGCUCCCGAGCCCAAGUCCGUGGUGGAAAGUUUGAUUACUGCAUCUCUCGAUGCUACUCCGAGCUCUAUCUCCGCGCCUCCAGGAUCGUUAGAUGAUUCAUAUGAUGAUUCCGGGGCACUCAUUAUCCACAUAGCAUAUUACAAAGAGGAAUGCUUUAGGUGCUUCUCGUGGGUUGUUGGUUCGGGUGAAAGCCCAGAGAUACGAUCACAAAGGCAACCAUUGUCUCACCCCAUUUUUGAAGAGUUUCAAUUUUUCCCGGAGGCUGUUUUGAGCAUUGCAGACGAUUUGCUGGAGGCUGAUGUUGCGGGAGACAAGAAAUAUGCUGGAUGGUCACCCGGAUCUACCUCCCUAACCGGUUUCGCUAGGGAGAUAUCGUUGUGGCAGAUGGCGCAUAGUAUUCGUAAAAAGGAUGAGCUGAGGUGGUCCCGAACAAAGACAAAGCCACUUUCUUCGCAAUUUGUGGACCAGAGAUGGAGGGAGAUAGUCAAGAAUGGCCUCGGAGAGGACUUCACAGACAAAAAAGGAUAUGAAAGACUGCGGGAACUUAUUGGUCCCGCCGAACACACAUGGCUCGACCCGGAUGAAAACAUCAAGCUACGGCACCAGAUCACAGACCUCCUCGGAGCCAUAAGCAGCUCCAUGCUGCCCAACCUUGAAGAAGUCGGUAGUAUGAGUCUUGUGGCAUACCGUGAGAAGCUUGACCCAGAUUCGAAAUACUGCUUCGUGGAUUUCAUGCGCCAACUUCUUCUAGCGCGAGAAGCAAACCUGCGCAUCCAGCGAGCCGAGCGAAGGUGGUACGGCGGAAUCACCAACCGAGUCAUCUACGACAUGGUGGCAGCUGACUUAUUCGCAAGACAUAUGGAGCUCAAAGAUGGUCCUGAACAAGGCUAUACGCCCUCCCCCCGUGUAGUUAAGCAACAGCUUGAUGGUGUUAUCAAAUUUGCGGAUGAGAUGCAAUGGCCAUUUGCAGACGAGAUUCGACAAGCAGCAAUAAAGCUUCAAAACACGAAGGUCGGUGAAAUGAACAUUGAUUUGCGUGUUAGUGACUGGAUAUGCGGCUGGGUUCUCCCCGGUGGGACAUUCUCGAUGAUACUUGUUGCGGUGUUAUACAACCUUUCGUCAACACUACGAGGCCACUUGCCUGUCGGAGCUAUUCAGAUCAAACUAGGCUGCUUUGGCAUAGCUUUUCCGAAUGUCUCCUACUGGGGUGUUCGCUCAGUAUUGGGCAAGGUUUUGGCACCACUUGCCCUUGAUUCAGAAUCGGGUCACUCUCAGGUCCGGUGUCUGGGUGGGUGGGUCGGGCCAUGUCCUUCGGUCUCUCUUCCUGAUUGUGCCUUUGGUAGACUGGUCAUGCUGUCAGGCCACGCACCUCCAUCUGUGGAUAGCCAAGACAAAGAAACGACAAAACACAAGAAUAUGCCAGGAGAUGGUGCUGCAUGGUCACUACCAACACCGCCCGAGUUGUCCACUGACACAGCUGUACUCCAAACUGUUCGCCUCUCAAAGGCGCCACCAAGCCCCGAGACAAUGGCAAGGGAUGCAGAAAGCUUCAGUGCGCGGCUUGAUUUCCGCCUAACCCGCAGUCGGACCUUGGCGACAUUCACACUCUACACAAACAGCGUGUUCAUCGCUGCUCCUCCGUGUCAGGGCACACACAGAGUAGACCCACAUGCCUCCGAGAAAUACACUUUCACAGUACGAGGGGUGGAGGAGUUGGCACAGAUUUCAAGGAAAGGUGGUAGACCCGCAAAAAUGGCCAUUCUGGUCGUCAAUGCUACCGGUGGCCCAGCCAGCGAGGUAUUUGCACGGGCAUGGUGCUGUCAUACAGGAACCAAUGCAGUGAUAUGGAAGCGUCAGGGAGGAACGUGUUGUUUCAAGUGUGCACUGAUGGUAGCAUCCACAGACGGACUGGCGAUGGGGGUGUUGAUUGCUACAUGA
Molecule: messenger RNA, 2757 nt
Organism: Aspergillus pseudoviridinutans
Lineage: Eukaryota; Fungi; Ascomycota; Eurotiomycetes; Eurotiales; Aspergillaceae
Exons: 3
Coding region: 1-2757 (918 amino acids)
Source: RefSeq, a predicted model, not a curated record